AUGUCGAUAUUUCAAAAAGUUCCCAAUUUACAUAAAAUGUUUGCUAAGCCUUUAACAGUACAAAAUUCACAAGAUCCUGAAAGCUUUGUCGAAAUCGGAAAACAAACUACUGAAAAUGAGAGUACUCAGGCAACUGAUGGUAAUAUAAUAUUAAAUAAUGAUGACCAUAAUGAAGUUGACGAUCAAUCAAUAAGGCUAGACAAUUGUGGUCUGGAAUUGUUUUCAGUAAUAAACAAUGAUAAAAAUGAGACAGAUUAUAAUAAAUUCUUGGAAAUAAAUAAUCUGGAAAAUCAAGAAAACUUACUGACUAUAUCUCAAUAUGUUUUAGACCCAGAGAUGAUUACCGUUACUAAUGACAACAAUGGGAAUAAAUAUAAUAAACUCAUGGAACAUGAAAAUAUUGUAAAGCCUCAAUCAUGUCAGAAUAUUCCAGAACCAGAAGCAUUAAUAUCUGGCGACGAAAAUGAAAUUAUCCCAGGCAGCACACUUUGGCAAAGGGAUCCUGACUACAUCCAAGAGGAUAAAGAUAGUGAUACAACUGAAGAAGAUGAUAACAUAACUAAUACUGUAACAGAAUAUAACAACACGGAAGUAGAUAGUACAGAAGAAGGUUUCGUUUCCAAUAAUACAAGAAAGAGGAAAAAGAAAACUAAAAAUGGUUGGAAUUACAAUAUUAGAAGAGACAGAAGAGUAUUAGGUCAACGAUGUGACUGCAAAAUUUCAACAAAAAAUACUGCAAUACAAUGUUUUAAAUUAACUGAUCAAGACAGAAGCGAUAUUUUCAACUAUUUUUGGCACUUAGACUGGAAUCAAAGAAAGAUUUACAUCGACAUGCUAGUAAAAAUAUCAAUAACAAAGCGCCAAAGAAAUAGAAAUUUGGAAAACCAGUCAAGAAGGAGUAUGUCAUGGAAAUACUAUUUAAAAAAAACCGAUACAGAAAUAAGAGUGUGUAAAAAUAUGUUUUUGAAUACUUUCUGUAUUGGGGAAAGAUCUGUCAGAACCUGGAAGCAAAGUCUAUCUUUAAAUAAAGAUAAAGAUGGCGAAAACACAAUAGUUAACAGCCACAGACUAGUUCGUAAAGCUGAACAAAACAUUCCAAAAAUGGAAUCACAUUAUUGUAGGGCAAGCUCAUCGGAACUUUAUCUGGAACCCCAAUGGCAUACCAAAUCUGCAUUGUACAAAUUUUAUAAAACACACUGGUGUGACGAAAAGCAGUCUACUCCUGCUUCUAUAGCUACAUUCCACCAUACAUUUGACUCCAUGAAUUUAAGCAUUUUCAAACCAAAAAAGGACCUAUGCGACACAUGCGUCGCACAUGAUGUUGGAAAUUUAAGCAGCGAAAACUAUGAAAAUCACGUACAAAAAAAGAAGGAAGCCAGAGAAGCAAAAGAAUCUGAUAAAACGUCUGACCAUAGGGUAUUUUGCAUGGACUUACAAUCAGUGCUGUUAAGUCCCAAAUCGAAUUAUGACCCACAACACAAUAAUAGAACAAAAAUAUCUCAAAAAGGGCAUACUCAAAUGGAAGCUGAUUCAAUGCAUGUUACCAUUGAGAGAAAGCUUCAUAAUAGAGUAAUUAACGUACCUGCCGAUUAUGUAGGAAUAUGUCUACAUGCACGAGAAAAGCCAAAACCACCAGGGAGAAAACAAGGGGAUCCUGUCGUUACCGAUUUGCGAGCUAUUCAAUAUUCUCCAAGUGGGGAGAUCUGUUAUAAAUUACGACAUCCUGACAAUUAUAAAAAGUUUGAAUUUCGGCAGGUUCAAAAACAAGUACCGGUUGCUUUUUCUGAAUUGCUACCCCUCUAUACUAAGCCCAUUCCUAUAAAGAAACAAAAAUGGGAUCAUCUUCAGAAACUUAAAAGCAGUAUUCCCAAGGACUAUCAUUUAUUUUAUGAUAACCUACAGUUGCAGAUAUGA
Molecule: messenger RNA, 1914 nt
Organism: Psylliodes chrysocephalus
Lineage: Eukaryota; Metazoa; Arthropoda; Insecta; Coleoptera; Chrysomelidae
Source: the annotation of a GenBank genome assembly